GAUCAACGCACUUCCGCGGGGCGCCGCCAUGGCCGCAAAGAGUCCUGCUGACAGUACCCCAAGAAGACCUGUUUUAUCUGUCAGUGCAAGAAAAAUUAAAGAUAAUGCAGCAGACUGGCAUAAUUUAAUGAUGAAAUGGGAGAGACUGAAUGAUAAUGGAUUUACUACUGCAAACAAAAUAGUCAACAUGAAGAUUAGUGAGCAAUUUCAAGAUAACAAACUGGAGAUAGCAUGUGAUAACAGUGCUACAGAAUCUGAAGAGCCAUCUCCAAAAUACAAUGAAGAAUUGGACAAAUGCUGUGCAGAACUACUAGAGACCUUAAAGCAUAUGACGAAAAUACAGCUGAAAAUGGAAAAGCUCUCUUCGACUACUAAAGCAAUCUGUGACUUAGAAACAUUCCACCACAGAGCUGGGAAUAGCACAGCACCCCUAUUUCACACGUGGCCCACACCGUACUUCUAUGAGGUUUCGCUGAAGCUCUCUGAAAUGUACAAGAAGGAACUACAACUCAAGAAAACAAUUGUAGAAGAAAUUGCUCAUUCUGCUGACCAGGAUCUGAUGAUGGUCUAUUUAUCGUCAUGGUUAUACCAGCCUUAUAUAGACAACAGCAGCAAACUACUGCUCGAAGCCAUGCUGCUGGAAACAGGACACAGGCAGUGCUAGAACUUCAAAUGUUGCUUGCCUUGCUUCUAAUGAUGCUUACGUGAAACUGAAAUGGCAAAUUUGCAAGGCUCACCAAGUAAGUUGAAUUUUUGUAAAACUUAUUAAAAACAUUUUUCUGUUUGUAUUUAUUACUUCAUCUCAGCUGUUACUCUCUUCUGCAUGGGACAACUUGGUUUUGGCUGCUUUACCAAGUGUAAUUACAGAGCCUGCGUAGGAGACUGUAUAAAGGCUAAAUUCUCUAAUCAGAGAGAGGUGAGCACUCCUUCGUGGUCUGAGAUUGGGAAUUAAUGCACAUAGACACCUAGAACAAAUAAUUUCACUACUUUCAAAGUCCUGACAGUGUAAACUACCUACAUUGUUGCUCUCACCAUAGAGAUUCAGUGCUUCUUGAUCUCGUGUUUUUUUCCAUGACUUAACAGGGCCAGCACUCUUGUACUUAGUUUAUAAAAGGGGGAAGGGAAAAGAGAGCACAAAAGGCAGGAUCUAAAAGUCAAUCUAAAAGGAUCCACAUUAUUUGGUAUGUGGUCCUGAAAAGCUGUUGUAGACAGUAGUGUAAAUUCUGGUUUGGUUUUGAUUAUAGUGUGAUUUACUCUUGAAGAGUGAUCCAAGCCUGAACUAAUACAUUUGGAAGAUUUAGUACAACUUGCUAUUGCACACCUAUAGACAUUGUCUUUUUUGAUUCAUUGCAAUUUUUCAUGAAAGGCUCUGCUGAAUAAAAGCCAGCCCUGCUUCGGUUAUGUCCUUAGACCAUAUUGUUUGCUUCCUGUCAUAGAACUCAGGGAGCUUUUCCUUGGGUUACUGUUUCUGAUGGUUUAAAGGUUUAAAGAUUUCUGAUGGUUUUGGUUUAAAGGCAUGUCCUUUUUGCAUUUUUGGUUAGAAAUUUACAUAACAAGAUAGUUAGUUCAAUUUUUUGCUUUUCUUUUUCAUGCUGCUUUUUGGUUUUCUUAGCAAAGAGAGUAGAGAGUAUGUUUAGGAGGAAGUUAAUGAAAAAGAUAAAUGCUGAAAGGAAUUCAAUACCCAUGUUUGCUUUCACUCCUAAAGGCAUAAUCGCUGCAGCAUACCAUUAUGUCAGACCUGGGUGGCAUGCAAAAGUUGCUAUGCUUGCCAACAGUUAUUAAAGGCUUGGUUCUUUUUGCAAAUUAGGACUUUUCCCAAAAGUGUAUUGCAACUUGCAAACUCUGCAGCUGUUCAAUCAUUUUUUUUAAGCUAAAUCCUUAAUAUCUAGUGAAUUUAGGCCUUUCUACUUAAUUAUGAUUAAUAAUGCAAAUUCCUCCCACUUAGUGAUUGCCUAUAUGGCCUGCUACUAUAUGAAAUGUUGCUUUCCAAUUCCAGUCUUCCGUUUCACUCAAUUGCUGUAGCAUUCCUUAGUGCUGUUGAACCACUGCUGUGCUCUGACAGAUGUUACCCUUGAUUUCUCCCUGAAACAACUAUUUAAACUAAAAAUAACAUUAAGUGCACACUGCUAUGAAAUGCCCACAAUGGCUGUGGUUUGACGUUAUAAAAACCUAAUUAACAGUGACAGAUUCAGGAACAGAUUUCUAGUAGGAAACGUAUGGUCACUUUUGCUUAACUAGUUUCAAGCUGAAACCUCAUAGGCUUGGGUAAGGGAGAUGCAUGAAUUGCCUGCAAUAACCGAAUAGACAUAUGUGAAUUGGAAAAGUUUUCUUUUGCGUGUUGCUCUGUUCAAUAAAGGUUGUUUCUGACA
This is a messenger RNA of Cygnus olor (mute swan), 2369 nucleotides long. RefSeq names its product cyclin dependent kinase 2 interacting protein (gene CINP). The transcript is spliced from 6 exons. Bases 29 to 664 code for a protein of 211 amino acids. Lineage: Eukaryota; Metazoa; Chordata; Aves; Anseriformes; Anatidae. The record is from RefSeq and is a predicted model, not a curated record.